CUGAUGUUAUUAACAUUGUAAUGGGACCUUUCAGUCUAUAAGAAAACUUUUAGGACUAAACAGUGCAUAAGUUAUUAAUUUGGGAUUUAUUGGUGCAUCCCCCUUGAUAAAAUAGUAUUUUGUAUGUUGGUGAAUGCUGUUUAAAUGAGGCUUGUCACCCUUUGCACAUGAUGUAAUGGAUUUUGGUUCCAGUAUUCUUCCCUUUUAAUAUUUUUGUCCCUUUUCUACAAACCAGUUAUCAUUUUCUCAUUAUAUUUUGCAAUUCUCCCUUUGGCUAUUUUUGUAAGUGAGAAGUUUGAAAAGUAACUAACUAAACGAAUGUGGAUUUAGUAGAUCACUCUCAUCGACUAACACAUCUAAUUGUACUUGGUGGACAAUUAUGGUGGAAACUACUCAAGAUCGCCAAACAACGUCUAGGAGUUGUAAUGCUCUAAUUUCUCAAAAGCGACUAAGAAACCUCGACGCACUCAUAAGACUAAGGAUCAAAAUAGUGGAGUUAAUGAAUAGGACAUGAAUGACAUAGGUGUUGUUCUAGCAAAAAUGGUUGAGGUCGAAAACGAUGGGGGUAAUCAAUUGAAUGUUAGUAACAUGGGUGAUGAAUUGGGUGACGAACCAAUAAAUAUAGGUGACGAUCUGGGUGAUGAACCAACAAACAUAGGUGAUAAUCCAGGUGAACCAACAGACAUGGGUGACUAUGAAGACCAACCAGCAGAUGCAACCGAAAAAGGUAAUGAAGAUCUUACUGGACUUUCUCCUGCAGGGCCAGAUGAUCCUUUAAUUUUGAAAAGUUUUCAUUGUCAUGUAGCAGCAAAAAUUUGGCAUAAUGAUGAACGCAGAAUACUUGUUUAAAUCAUGGUUUUAAAGUUGGUGAAUGGUCAUUCAAUUUGGAAGAAAAUGAACAGUACAAAUUUCAUGGUUUAAUUAUGGAUUCGAGGUUUAUUUCUUUAGUAAGUUGCUUGUAUAAAUUUGUAAACAAAGUUGUAGUUUCAGCCUUUGUGGAAAGAUGGCAGUCAGAGACAAACAAGCUUCAUCUACCAUUUGGUGAGAUGUCACCAACCUUAGAUGAUGUUAGUGUAAUUCUAGGGAUUCCAGUGAUUGGUAAAUCUGUCUCUUGCAAGAAGUUAUCAAAUGUUGAGGUUGCAAAUCUGCUAGUUGAGGCUUUGGGACUAAUAGUAGAUGAGACAAAUGUAACGUUGAAAGUAGCAUGGAGCCAGUCUAUCAAGGCAGAAUGGUUGAGACAACGGUUUAGGUCAGUAUUUGAUGCGAACAAUGAUAAUACCAUUGAGUGUGCAACUAGGACAUAUUUGUUAUAUUUGUUCGGUUGUACCUUGUUUGCAGACAAAGAUUAGGACACGUGUUCCAAUAGCGUAUUUGUCUUUUCUUAUGGAUUUGCGAUCGGUUGCUUCUUAUGCUUGGGGUGCAGCCGUAUUGGCUUUUUUAUACCAACAAUUGGGUACUGCCACAAGGUAUGCCAUGAAACAGAUGGCGGGAUACGUGACAUUGCUGGAAGCUUGGAUUUACGAGCAUUUUGUUGGUGCUAGACCCUACCCCAAUUUGGACUACAAAGAAGAUUAGCCUAGUGUCUUUCGUUGGAUUUCUCGCACCCAAUCUGGUUCGUCAACGUCUAUUUUACAAAGGUUGCAAGAGGACCUUAACAGAUUGGAGAC
Messenger RNA from Camellia sinensis, 1667 nucleotides. Lineage: Eukaryota; Viridiplantae; Streptophyta; Magnoliopsida; Ericales; Theaceae. The record is from RefSeq and is a predicted model, not a curated record.